GCCUUAUAGAUUUCAAAACUAAUGUUUCAGAGACCGGUGAUGGGAGUGUACAAAUGACUGUGUUCCUCCUUCACUCGAUCAUUUCACAUUUCCCCCUUCACCUGAAAUAAAUGUCUGCAGAUUUACCUUUUCUCAUAAAUGCCACCACUACACAUCUAUUCCCCUUUUGCAAUCCCCUGUUCUGAUAUACUAGUGAAAUUUGAGAAGUGUGGGUUACAGAGCUCUCUCAUGUUUAUUUCUUCUCGACAGAUUGAAGACGCCCAAACGGGCAGUGUUUGCAGGCAGCAUGCAGCUGUUGGCUGGAAUUAAGCUGUGUACGGGAAGAAUAUUGACAAACCAUCCACACUACGAGGACCAGGCGCUGAGGGAGAGGACCAGACAGGUAUAUCAGGUCUAUGCGCGUCAGUCUGCCGAGGAGGUUCAUAAAGUGCUCUGUUCGGUUGGAGCGGACUACAUCGUGCUGGAGGACAGCAUCUGCUACGAGCGCAGGCACAGCCGUGGCUGUAGGCUGAGGGACCUGCUCGACCUGGCAAACGGUCAUGUAGGUCACAAACUCACACAGCAUCUCCAGUUCAUGCCCACACACGCCAAGCUUGUUCCAUUUCAGUGAAAGUUUCUCCGCAAGAACCAGAGAUUUCUUUUCCGAGCAGCUUUGCCCUUUACUGAAGUUUUCACGCGGAUAUAAGCAAAUAUCAUUUGGUUUAGACACCAAGCUCACUGGUCUUUCUUUGAUUUAUUUUUGUCUUUGGCUCUCCGAGGUGUUUUCAUUUCGUGCAUAAAAUGUGUAGAACUGUUUUGUGUAAAGUUGAUGCUUACAUUUUUCAUUUUGUCACAUAAUCUUGUUCUCACUCACCCACAGCUCAUAGUUGUUAAAUAUUGCUUCACCCUGCUUGCAAUCUAGCUUAAGUAACUUUUUUUUCCACUUGGGUAGCUUGAUUGUUCUGUAGUUAAUUAUAGUUGUGCAUAAUAUCUGACAAAAGCAAAAUUUCCAACUUCUAAGCUGCAGCACUUCAUAUUUCUGUCUGUGCACACGUCAGCUUAAAAAAAAAAUCAUCUCUUCCACAUCCUAGCAAAGAGCUCUGGCUGAAAAUAUCUUGUCAGCAGUUGUCAUUCAUGUGUCUGAGGUGAAUGCCAUGCCUUUGAAAGAUCUCACAGAAGUUCGCCUCACUUGCUCCUCUUGAUCUGACUUGAGCAGUCAAUGAAAGAGCCUCGCUCACUUACUCAUUUGAUGCAGCCCGACUCCUUCCUUCAGGCUGCCUCCAGCAGUUUGAAUAAGAUUCACUAUUGUACCAUGUUCUGUGUGCAUAUGUUAGUUUAACCUUGAUUCAAUCUGUCUGGUUUAAUUAAACAUUGCUAAUUGCAGACAGAAUUACCCAGGAAGCUAUAUGCAAUACUGAUGGCCCAGAAACAGCAAUGUUGUGUGCGGUAUACUUUUUUCAAUUCGCUCUGAUCUCUCCCAUGGGUGGCAGUUUUUUCGAUCUCUGGGUGUUUCAAUGGUCUCACAGCAGCAUUUCAAGGCCUUUCUGUUAAUUUGGGAAUAUAUCUCAAAGUAAAUGUUUAAAAAAAACCUCAGGGCACAAUUUCUCUAACACUUUAAAGAUAAAGAAGUGGAAUACUCUUUAAAAGAAGACUUCUGAGACUCUUCUUCAUCUGAGAACCGCUCUAAAAUGUUCACCAUAAAUGUAAAAAAAAAAAAAAAAAUUCUUAUAGAAAAGCACCACCAUUUCUACAUCCCACUCAGACCCUGUGUCCAUUACAAUGGACAUCACAUGUCAGCCCCCUUUUUUUAACUUCUGGAGCAUUUCACAAUGGACAAAUAUGAAAUAAAAAUGCAAAAAUGGAGUCACUAGACCCUUCCAGAGCUGAUAUACUGAGAUCCCACGCAACAUUUAUGCCAUGAUAAAUAUCUCAAUAUCUCAGCUCUGGAAGGGUCUAGAGCCUCCAUUUUUGCACUCAGAUCUUAGUCUCAUGG
Pimephales promelas (fathead minnow) is the source of this 1972-nucleotide messenger RNA. Lineage: Eukaryota; Metazoa; Chordata; Actinopteri; Cypriniformes; Leuciscidae. The record is from RefSeq and is a predicted model, not a curated record.